AUCGAGCAGGUCCUGGGGUAGUGACGUCACUACGUGGGGUUUCCUUCGUGAGUAUUGAACGUUACGUCGUCAUCGCUGAGCCCGGUUGUUUUAGGAAGUCCAUGGGCCGCUGAACCUGGCUUUGCUUUCUGUAAUGCAGUUGAGUGGAUUUGUUCUCAGCACCCAACAGGCAGUGAUAGCAGAACCUCUGAUAGACAGACCAGCUUCAGUCACCCGGAGCUUCUCUGACCGCGCGACCGACCGGGAACUGCAGCUAGCUUGAAGCGGUGUUAGCUCAUGCUGCUGCCUCACAGCAGUUCCUCUGAGGACCAAAGGAGCUCUAAAGUGGAAAAUCGACUUUUGACAACUUUCUGGAGAGGUUCAUCACUGGGAAUUUUGUACUAGUGGUUCACAGUUCCUUAUUGUGGAGUUCAACAUGGCUGGACGCAGUGAAGAUGAAAGUGUGAGCAAUAGCAAUGGAGAAUCAAGUAAUUCUGACGAUGAGUCUGGUUCUGGUUCUGGAUCUGGAUCAGGCUCCGCCUCUGCUUCAGGUUCAGGCUCCAGUUCCAGCUCCUCUAGCAGUAGCAGCCAAUCAGGGAGCAGUGACUCAGGAAGUGGCUCAGACUCUGGCAGUCAGUCAGAGUCUGACACAGAGAAAUCCAAUGAGAAGAUGGAACCACCAAAUAAGACAAAUAUUGAUGGAGCAGAGUUCUGGAAGUCCAACCCCAGCAUUCUGGCAGUACAAAGAUCUGCUAUGCUCAGGAAGCAGCAACAGAGACGAGGCUCUUCUAAUAGUGGAUCAGAUGAGGACUCUUCAAGUACUGAUGAAUCUGACUCCUCAAGUGGAUCCAAAAAGAGAGUGAAUUCAGGCUCCUCUGGAUCUGGCUCUGCCUCUGGGAGUGAUUCUGGAUCAGAUUCAUCGGCAGAGGAUAACAGUAAUGAAACUGCAUCAGACUAUGAGCCCAGUCUCAAAUUUAAAAGCAGAAAACCUCCAACUAAGAUGAAUUCUCGAAAUGGAACAAAAAGUAUCACUCCGAGAAAAAAACCCCGAAAGUGUUCUUCUUCUGAGGAUGACAAUAACUACACAAAAGUAGCAUGUGCUGGGCCACGGCGGCAGGCUACGGUCAACAUCAGUUAUAAGGAGGAUGAAGAGAUAAAUACAGAUUCUGAUGAUUUGGUGGAGGUUUUGGGUGAAGAUGUUCCAAUGCCGGAGGAAGAAGAGUUUGAAACAAUUGAAAGAGUAAUGGACUGCAGGAUAGGAAGAAAAAGAGCAACAGGGAGUGCAACCACUGUAUAUGCUGUAGAAGCAGAUGGUGACCCCAAUGGUAACUUUGAUCCAAAUAAAGAGGCUGGCGAGGUCCAGUACUUGAUUAAGUGGAAGAACUGGGCACACAUCCAUAACACUUGGGAGACUGAGGAAACACUAAAGUUCCAGAAUGUAAGGGGCAUGAAGAAACUAGAAAACUUCAAGAAAAAGGAACAAGAGAAAAGAAAAUGGUUAAAGGCAGCAUCACCUGAAGAUAGAGAAUAUUUUAAUUGUCAGGAGGAAAUGGUGGAUGACCUGCACUCUCAGUAUCGGCUUGUAGAAAGAAUCAUAGGACAUUCAAACCAGAAGUCAGCUGCUGGUUACCCAGACUACCUUUGCAAGUGGCAGGGUUUACCAUACUCGGAGUGCAGCUGGGAAGAUGGUGCUCUGAUUGGCAAAAAGUUCCAGAAAUGCAUUGAUGACUACAUGAGCAGAAAUCAGUCAAAGACCAUUCCCUCCAGAGAUUUUAAGUUGAUGAAACAGAGACCUAGGUUUGUACCUAUGAAGAAGCAGCCUGUUUACAUUGGAGGUGAUGGACUGGAGCUCAGAGACUACCAGCUGGAUGGUUUAAACUGGAUGGCCCACUCCUGGAGCAAAGGCAACAGUUGUAUCCUUGCUGAUGAGAUGGGCUUAGGAAAGACCAUCCAAACAAUCUCCUUCCUCAACUACCUGUUUCACGAGCACCAGCUGUAUGGACCAUUCCUGCUAGUGGUGCCUCUUUCUACACUUACAUCUUGGCAAAGAGAGAUAUUGCUAUGGGCCCCACAGAUGAAUGUUGUCGUCUACCUUGGAGACAUCAACAGCAGGAAUAUGAUCCGAACACAUGAAUGGAUGCAUGUCCAUAACAAGAGGGUGAAAUUUAACAUCCUCCUCACAACUUACGAAAUUCUUCUGAAAGACAAGUCAUUUUUAGGCAGUGUUAACUGGGCCUUCAUUGGUGUGGAUGAAGCACACAGGCUGAAAAACGACGACUCUCUACUCUACAAAACAAUGAUUGACUUCAAGUCCAGUCACAGGCUUCUAAUCACAGGAACACCUCUACAGAACUCCCUGAAAGAGCUAUGGUCACUGCUGCACUUCAUUAUGCCUGAAAAGUUUCACUCCUGGGAGAUGUUUGAGGAUGAGCAUGGGAAAGGCAGGGACUCGGGCUACGCCAGUCUCCACAAAGAGCUGGAACCUUUCCUGCUGCGUCGUGUCAAGAAGGAUGUUGAAAAAUCUUUGCCAGCUAAAGUUGAGCAGAUCCUCCGAGUGGAGAUGAGUGCUAUCCAGAAACAGUACUAUAAAUGGAUUUUGACCAGGAACUACAAGGCUCUGAAUAAAGGCACAAAAGGCAGCACAUCUGGCUUCCUGAACAUCAUGAUGGAAUUGAAGAAGUGCUGCAAUCACUGUUACCUUAUCAAGCCCCCUGAUGACAAUGAAUCGUUCAACAAAACGGAAGCUUUACAGCAACUGAUCCGUAGUAGUGGGAAGCUUGUGCUGUUGGACAAACUGCUGGUACGUUUGAAGGAGCGAGGUCACAGAGUUCUCAUCUUCUCCCAGAUGGUACGGAUGCUUGACAUUCUGGCUGAAUAUUUAAGGAGCAGACAGUUCCUGUUUCAGAGAUUAGAUGGCUCCAUCAAAGGAGAAAUACGGAAACAAGCUUUGGAUCAUUUUAAUGCAGAGGGCUCAGAGGAUUUCUGCUUCUUGUUAUCUACACGUGCGGGUGGACUGGGCAUCAAUCUAGCAUCGGCUGACACAGUGGUGAUCUUUGACUCAGAUUGGAAUCCCCAAAAUGAUCUUCAAGCUCAGGCCAGAGCCCACAGGAUAGGACAGAAAAGACAGGUAAAUAUCUAUCGGCUGGUGACAAAAGGAUCAGUGGAAGAAGAUAUCAUUGAGAGGGCAAAAAAGAAAAUGGUGCUUGACCACCUUGUCAUCCAAAGAAUGGACACUACAGGAAAAACAGUCCUGCAUACUGGAGCUGCACCUUCUAGCUCGGCACCUUUUAGCAAAGAGGAGCUCUCUGCCAUUCUGAAGUUUGGCGCUGAAGAGCUUUUUAAAGAGCCAGAAGGUGAAGAGCAGGAGCCUCAGGAAAUGGACAUUGAUGAGAUCCUGAAAAGAGCUGAGACAAGGGAGAAUGAUCCUGGACCGUCCACCGUUGGAGAGGAAUUGUUAUCUCAGUUCAAGGUUGCCAACUUCUCCAUGAUGGAAGAUGAAGAUAUUGAUCUCGAUUCUGAGCGAAGUCAAAGGAGCUGGGAUGACAUAAUACCUGAAGAACAGAGAAGGAGGAUGGAGGAAGAAGAAAGACAGAAGGAGCUUGAAGAAAUUUACAUGCUACCACGUAUGAGGAAUUGUGCCAAACAGAUAAGCUUUAACUCGGAGAGACGGCAGAGUAGGAAUAGGAGAUAUUCUGGCUCUGAUAGCGACUCUACUUCAGACCGAAAGAGACCAAAAAAACGAGGAAGACCUCGGACCAUUCCACGGGAAAAUAUUAAGGGUUUUACAGAUGCUGAAAUCCGCAGGUUUGUGAAGAGUUACAAAAAGUUUGGAGGACCACUUGAAAGGUUGGAUGCCAUUGCUCGUGAUGCUGAACUGGUUGAUAAAUCUGAACACGACCUAAACCGCUUGGCAGAGACUGUUCAUAAUGGAUGUGUAAGAACACUACGUGAAAACCCUUGUGGGCCAGAGAAGACAUCAGGUGGCAGACGAGGAAAAGUAAAAGGUCCCACAUUUAGGAUCUCUGGAGUCCAAGUUAAUGCCAAGCUUGUUAUCUCCCACGAAGAAGAACUGGCUCCCCUUCACAAGGCCAUCCCUGCUGAUCCUGAAGAGAGAAAAAAGUACAUGAUUCCAUGUCACUCAAAGGCAGCACACUUUGACAUUGAGUGGGGGAAGGAGGAUGAUUCAAGUCUUCUCAUUGGAAUUUAUGAAUAUGGUUAUGGCAGCUGGGAGAUGAUCAAGAUGGACCCAGACCUAAAUCUCACACACAAGCUGCUACCAGAUGAUCCUGACAAGAAACCACAGGCCAAGCAGCUCCAAGCCAGAGCAGACUACCUCAUCAAAUUACUGAGCAAGGACCUGGCCAAAAAAGAAGCACAGAAACAAAGUGGAACAGCAAAUUCACGGAAGAGGAAGCCCAGAAGAAAAAUCAGCAAAACGCUCAAGUCCGUAAAGGGGGAUGAUCUGAUGAAAAGCCCAUCUUCAGAUCUGGCAUCAGACAAGAGGUCCGAUGAUGAGAAUGAGAUGGAUGUCGAACAGAAGAUGGUAGCAGAGAAGGUUCCAGGCAAACGUGUUGGAGAUAAGUUGAAGGGAAAGUACGAUUAUGAUGAGCAUGAGCUCAAUGCUUCUUCAUCUGAAAGAAAUGGUGAAGAAAAAGAGGAGAAAAAAGAGAAGGAUGAAAGCUGUGACAUCAAAGAGACAAAGGAGUCAAAAGAGAGGAGGGAAAUUAAAGUUUUUGAGCCAAUUCAGAAGCAGGAGGAGGCUGGGGAAAAGAUUGAAAUAAAGACUGAGGCACGAGAACGAACAAAGAAAGCCUUAAACUUAUCAGUCCAGAAGACAUCUAGUGCAGACAAUAUGCAAGGAUGUGAGGAGUCUGAGGAACUGGACCAAAGAACCUUCAGUGUGUGUAAAGAGCGGAUGCGACCUGUAAAAGCUGCUUUGAAGCAGCUGGACAGACCAGAGAAAGGCCUGUCGGAACGUGAGCAGCUGGAACACACCAGACAGUGUCUCAUAAAGAUUGGAGACCACAUCACUCAGUGCUUGAAGGAGUAUUCAAAUCCUGAUCAAAUCAAACAAUGGAGAAAGAACCUGUGGAUAUUUGUCUCUAAAUUCACUGAGUUUGAUGCAAGAAAACUACACAAACUGUAUAAGCAUGCAAUCAAGAAAAGACAAGAAAAUGUCCAAGCUGUGGAGCAGAACACUAGAAAUAUGAACACUGAAGGCUAUAAGCAUGCAGAUGUUGAAAGGAUGAAGGACAACUCCCACCAAGAUGACAGCAGCAGAGACAGCUACACCUCGGACCGAAAUCAGCCUUUUGGUAGAUAUCACGAAAGCAGUGGCAAUAAAGACAGACAUAGUUCUGAGUACCACAAGAAGACCAGUGUGGUAGACUCCAGGAAAAGACCGCACUCUACUUUUAGCAACGGGAAAGAUCACAGAGACCACUUCAGGGCAGACAGCCGAGACAGACAGGACAGAUAUUAUACCGACAGUAAGCAUAGGAAACUCGAGGAUUUCCGCACCAACAAAGACCAUCGACAGGAAGUAAAGGAUCCUUCCCAUUCAGACUACCAUUCAUCCUACAGCUAUCACUCGGACUGGCAAACAGAUCGAGCAUCAGCAAGUGGGACUCGUUCUCCUCGAAAUGAACGCUCACCUUGUGACUCUCACUCACCAUUUGACAAUUCGUCAGACCACAAGAGUACGCCAGAGCAGAUCUGGAGCAGCCGUAAGACAUAGCAGGAGCUGGUUGGUUCUACAGCAGAAGUCCUAGACUCAGCAACACAGUAUAUGCCUUACGUUGACUAGGGACCCCAACCCUGAAGCUGUUUGAAGCACUGUGUGUCAGUUUGUUCAUUUCUCAGCAACAGUGGUAGGGUCUACAAUCGGUGGACCUCAACAAAAACAAAAAAACACCAAGGAGUUGUUCCUUUGGGCAAAAUGAUCCUCUCAGCAAAAUGCUGUUACUAUCCUAAAGCUUGAAGUGGAGACAAUUGACCCUUAAUGCUGCCUCCAAUUCCUCCCAGCAAAUGACACUGUAUCUUAUUUAACUGCUCUUAGUGCUUGUUUUUGUGUCAAGGCUUCAUGUGAUCAUCUUCCUUAUCUAAGUGUUAAAAUGGUAAGAAGCCGCUAGUAAUGUAAACCGUGAUGUAGAGGUGUCUGGUUUAAUCCAGUCUGGACUCAGGCUCAACACCUGCAGUACCUCAUUUAGAAGAUUUUGUUAGUUUUCAGUUUUUCCCACCAGCAAUUUUGUAAAUUAACAUAAAUAAAAAUGUAACCUGAAUGUUUUUUUACCUAAAAUAAUGCUUUUGUACAUAUUUUUUAUGUUACUUCUGUAAAAUAGUGAAUCAGUGGACUGUUUCCUCAGGCUUAUUAUUAUGACUUCACUUUCCUCUUAACUCAGGCUUUUUCAUCAUUCUACAUGUGAGUUUCCUUUGGACAUAGUGAUAACCUCAGAAUGUAUUUUUAAAGGGAAGGUUCACUUUUUUCACUACUGCAAAAUUCUUUAGUGUGGUGAAAUGAAAAGUGGAAGCUGACCUUCAUCACAUUUGUAUAGUAUAGUCUAAGCAGAAGCCCCUGUAAGAAUUUAAAUUAGCUUGAUUUAUAUUUUUUACUUUUUGAUCCAUUUUCCAUGUAGGCAAUAAUAUUGUCGAUGUGUCUAUGCAGCCAGGUAUAUUUGUUGUGAACCACCCAGCUGAAUGAAGUCACUGUUAAGGUUUAAACUUGUAUAAAUUUCCUAUAUAUUUCCAAAGGAAUUUACACUGAAAGUGCAUGUGUUUUUAUGGGCUGUUUUUUAUAUAGUCGUUUAUAAAAUUAUUAAAAUCUCUUGCUGUA
Molecule: messenger RNA, 6811 nt
Organism: Girardinichthys multiradiatus
Lineage: Eukaryota; Metazoa; Chordata; Actinopteri; Cyprinodontiformes; Goodeidae
Gene: chd1
Product: chromodomain helicase DNA binding protein 1
Exons: 36
Coding region: 416-5716 (1766 amino acids)
Biological process (GO): regulation of transcription by RNA polymerase II; nucleosome organization
Cellular component (GO): nucleus; chromatin
Molecular function (GO): ATP hydrolysis activity; histone binding; chromatin binding
Source: RefSeq, a predicted model, not a curated record